Molecule: messenger RNA, 3872 nt
Organism: Diceros bicornis minor
Lineage: Eukaryota; Metazoa; Chordata; Mammalia; Perissodactyla; Rhinocerotidae
Gene: LZTS1
Product: leucine zipper tumor suppressor 1
Exons: 4
Coding region: 269-2092 (607 amino acids)
Biological process (GO): regulation of synaptic plasticity; regulation of dendrite morphogenesis
Cellular component (GO): dendritic spine
Source: RefSeq, a predicted model, not a curated record
UGGUCCAGCGACCAGAGCCGCCAGACGGGCGCCGCGGGGCCCGCCUGGCCCGGCCGCUCUGGGAAAGGAGAGACGGGAGCACAGCGCACGACACGCUGGACGACGAUUCUGGAGCCAGCCGGCGCGCAGGAGGCAGGUCUGCGGCACUCCAGGCUCUGAGAGGCUUCUGCUAUGACUGCAGUCUCCUUGUGAAGCCAGGACUGCCCCUUGCUGCCACCGCCACACCAGGUCUCUGCCCUGCCCUGCCUGUCCUUGGCCCCGCAUCACCAUGGGCAGCGUCAGUAGCCUCAUCUCUGGCCACAGUUUCCACAGCAAGCACUGCCGGGCUUCUCAGUACAAGCUGCGCAAGUCGUCCCACCUCAAGAAACUCAAUCGGUGUUCAGACGGCCUGCUGAGGUUUGGCUUCUCCCAGGACUCGGGUCAUGGCAAGUCCAGCUCCAAGAUGGGGAAGAGUGAGGACUUCUUCUACAUCAAGGUCAGCCAGAAGGCCCGGGGCUCGCACUGCCCAGAUUACACUGCACUGUCCAGUGGGGACAUAGGGGGCCAGGCUGGGGUGGACUUUGGCCCAUCCACUCCACCCAAGCUCAAGCCCUUCUCCAAUCAGCUAGAAAUGGGCUCAGAGAAGGGUGCGGCGAGGCCCACGGCAUUCAAGCCUGUGCUGCCGCGGGCGGGAGCCAUCCUCCACUCCUGCCCUGAGGGCGCCAGCCACCAGCUGCACCCAGCCCCUCCAGAUAAGCCCAAGGAGCAGGAGCUGAAGCCUGGCCUGUGCUCCGGGGCGCUGUCGGACUCCGGCCGGAACUCCAUGUCCAGCCUGCCCACACACAGCACCAGCAGCAGUUACCAGCUGGACCCGCUGGUCACACCCAUGGGGCCCGCUAGCCGUUUUGGGGGCUCAGCCCAUAACAUCACCCAGGGCGUCCUCCUCCAGGACAGCAACAUGAUGAGCUUGAAGGCUCUGUCUUUCUCCGAUGGGGGCAGUAAGCUGGUUCACUCGAGCAAGCUGGACAAGGGCUCCUCGUGUGUCCGCUCCCCCAUCUCCACAGACGAGUGCACCAUCCAGGAGCUCGAGCAGAAGCUGCUGGAGAGGGAGGGUGAGCUCCAGAAGCUGCGGCGCAGCUUCGAGGAGAAGGAGCUGACCUCCAGCCAGGCCUCUGAGGACCGGCCGCGGCGCUGCCGGGAGGAGCUGGAGGGCCUGGAGCAGAAGUGCGGCAGCAAGGUGAGGCAGGCCUCGCAGAAGAGCCAGCGCACGCAGCAGGUGCUGCAGCUCCAGGUGCUGCAGCUCCAGCAGGAGAAGCGGCAGCUCCGGCAGGAGCUCGAGAGCCUCAUGAAGGAGCAGGACCUGCUGGAGACCAGGCUCAGGUCCUACGAGAAGGAGAAGACCAGCUUUGCACCCGCGCUGGAGGAGACGCAGUGGGAGGUGUGCCAGAAGUCGGGCGAGAUCUCUCUCCUAAAGCAGCAGCUGAAGGAGUCCCAGACAGAGGUCAACGCCAAGGCCACUGAGAUCCUCAAUCUGAAGGCACAGCUGAAGGACACCCGGGGCAAGCUGGAGGGCAUGGAGCUGAAGACGCAGGAUCUGGAGAGCGCCCUGCGCACCAAGGGCCUGGAGCUGGAGGUCUGCCAGAAUGAGCUUCAGCGCAGGAAGAGCGAGGCAGAGCUCCUGCGGGAGAAGGGAAACCUGCUGGAGCAGGAGCUGCGGGCGCUGCGGGCGCUGAGGGCCCGGGACGACCUGCUGCGGGACGGUGUGCCCCUGGGGCCGGGCCUGGGGGCCGGGCCUGCUUGCUGCGAGGACAUCCCCACCCUGCAGCGGGAGUUGGAAAGGCUGCGGGCAGAGCUUCAGGAGGAGCGGCAAGGUCACGACCAGAUGUCCUCUGGCUUCCAGCAGGAGCGGCUGGUGUGGAAGGAGGAGAAGGAGAAGGUGAUCCAGUACCAGAAGCAGCUGCAGCAGGCCUACCUGGCCAUGUACCAGCGGAACCAGCGCCUGGAGAGGACCCUGCAGCAGCUGGCUCAUGGGGACGGGGCAGGGGAGCCUUUGGAGAUAGAUCUUGAAGGGGCUGACAUCCCCUACGAGGACAUCAUAGCCACCGAGAUCUGAAGGGCUGCGGGAGGCAAGGGUGCAGAGUCUGUCGGGAGGGGCCCCCACUCCCCUGUGCUGUCACUCAGGCCUCUCUGAGAGAAGCCUCCCCAGACAUAGGCCUGGGACCCUCAAGGGGAAGGGAGGUUUGGGGCUGCUAUGUGGCCUCUCCCUGCCAUCCCGUGUUCCAGCCCUUACAGCCCUGCAGCCUGCUGGACCUCUAGCUUUCCCAAGAGAUGGGCCCAAGUAUCUCCACCAUUUGGUUAAGGGCACCGUAAACCUUGGCCUUUGUUCAAAAUACUUAGAGACACCCUCUCCCAGGGAUGGUGGUGACUGCCGUGAAGGCCAGUGGCCACCCCAGGACAGAAGCUCCCUUCCACCUCUCUUCCCACAACCUCUUUUCUCCUCCAACACAUCGAGAUGCCUUGGAGAUAGAAAGAAGCCAUUUGUGACCAGAAGACUUGGAACCGGACCCGGUCAUAACCUGAGCUCUUCCUCUGGCCGCAGGCGUGUAGGGGCUGGAGUGGGAUGUGGAGAACCGGGCUUAGCAUCAUCAGAGCUGACCUGACCCUGGCAAGCCAGAGAGAGGAGGGGAAAGCUGGGGCAGCCCAGGAGCGUCUAGACUCAGCAAGGACUCAUUGGAGUCAGAGGGAGAAGCUCCGUAGUAACGGCUAGACCCUGCUGGGCCCCGCUGACUGGAGGUGAGCAGCCUCUGGAUGGCUGGUGGCCUUUGACUGCAGUGAUCACUUUUCUCAAAGCCAUAGACACUAAGGCCCUGGGGUGGAUGCUGGGAAGGCCACAUUGAAGGCCUGGUCACCAGGGAGGGGGUGGCUUUCCACUUGUCCCAGGGAGAUCCUCCGUAUCUUUCCUCAUGGGGCUAGAGGUAGGAGUUUCCCCACCUGGUUCAGUUUGGCCAGCGGCUACUCUGAACUUUUUUCCUCCCAAGAAUCAAGCCUUUGUUGGAUCGAGAACAAACUGUGUCCACGUGGCACAGGGACGACCUGGGCACUGCCCUCCUUUGCCUGUGGCUUAGUUCAGCGGCACACUUUUUUUAAUUGAUGUCAUAAUAGUUUAUAACAUUGUGAAAUUUUAGUUAUACAUUAUUGUUCGUCAGUCACCAUGUAAAUGUCAGUGGCACACAUUUUCUCCUUCGCAUCGGCAGUGCUGAGUUCAGACCAGAGUCCUUAUGUCAGGAGGGGGUCCCCAGGUGCCCGUGGGCCAGAGCCCCCAGCAGGGGACUCAGAGGCGCAAACAAGCCUCAUGAGCAGCCCCAGGGCCACGGCGGGCCUCCCUCUGCCACAAGCCCCACCUGAGCCCCACCUGUCAAUUGCCUAGAGAGUGAUGGCCCGCUGGGGGCGGGCCUGUGCCAGGAGGUGGGGGCUUUUCUUCUGCAGACGUGCAGUGCUGGGGGAAGAAACAAAAGGGGCAGUUUCUCAGUUGCUUGGUGCAGGGAACUUUCUUUUUUUCUUAUUUUUUUUCUUCCAUGUCUUCAGGAGCAAGCCAGAUCUAGCAGGCAGCCAGGCUGUUCCAUGUUCUAUUUUUGACUCUGGCCACAGCUGCUGUUUGUAGGACAGCCAGCGCUUGCUGGAUUCCUGAGCCUCAUGGCUGCCUGCAGAGAGGGUUCACCGAGGCAGAAGGGACAGGGACGGGCAAGUCUGAGCCCGUAGAAUCCGACACCAGACCCCCCUCUGCCUCCCUAACCGUAGGGAGGGAGGGGAGAGGGGAGCUGUUUCUCUUCUUGCCCCUGUCCUCACAGGGCCCGCCACCUUCCUCCCUGCGGCUGGGCUGAGGGCAAGGCCAC